Molecule: messenger RNA, 1014 nt
Organism: Ananas comosus (pineapple)
Lineage: Eukaryota; Viridiplantae; Streptophyta; Magnoliopsida; Poales; Bromeliaceae
Exons: 2
Coding region: 408-782 (124 amino acids)
Source: RefSeq, a predicted model, not a curated record
UAUUCUUCACCUUGUAAAAUACUUAUAGCAAGGUUUGGGCACUUCUCUCUCUCUCUCUCUCUCUCUCUCUGAUGUGAUAGACGACACGGCAAGGCAAGUUCCAAUCUUUUUUGGUGGAUUCGAUUUAUUUCCCCAAUUUAUUGAGGCUCAUCUUUUAUUUUCUUCCUUUCUCGUUGCGGUUUUUCUCUUUUUUUGGGUAUAUUUUUGGUCCAUUGAAUCAAAAAUUCGAUCUUUGUUCCAGUUUCCGGGUCCAUUUUGGUGUCAAUUUUGUCCUUUUUCCCUUUUUUUUUGGUUUUUUUUGAGUUGCUUGACGUGGGUUUCAAUUAUUGGUGCAAAGUAUUGAAAUCAGCAGUUAGGUUUUUGCUUGUUCUUCUUUUUUUUUUUUUUUUGUAAUUUGGGAUCAUGAAAUGGGAUGUUGGGCUUCAACCUGUUGCUUCAAAUCAUUAUUUUGUUCUCAUUUUCCUAGUUUCUUAAAAUUUGGAGACACCCAACAUGAUUCUAAGAGCACAAAUCCAGCAUCUGCUGUGUUAGAUGAGGAACCACCCGAUCAAAAGAUUGAUGUUGUUUUAGUUGAGAAUGGUUUAAAAGAUGAGGUCUUGUUGAAGAGCAGUGUAAAGAAGCCAUCUAGUUCUGAUUCAAAUGAAGUAGGAAAGGGGAAUGUGAAGUGGAUGGAUCAUUUGGGGAAAGAACUUGUCGAGAUUCAAGAAUUCGAACCCAGUGAUUCAGAAGAACUAGAGGGCUACAAUGGCGUCAACUCGACCAGCGUGUGUGUUAUACAAUGAGCCCAAAACCCAUAUCCAACAAUUUCUUCGCCGCGAAAGAAGCGAGCAUCGAUCAGCAAUGAGCUCUUUUCUACUGAGGCUUCGAGAUAUCGAGCCGUCUCUAGCGAUACAUCGGUGUUUACAAAAUGUAGCAUAAGCAUAUAAUGUAAGUUACACCUAGCACUCAAUAGUGUUUCACAUCGACAUUACAAAAAUUUCCAUCAAUUCAGUUGCUAAAAUAUCUGACCUUCAA